AUGGUUUCCAAGAAGCAAAUAAGGCUGAAGAGCCUUUCAAGUGGCCGCCCGCCAACUGUCAAGUCCUCACGGUCAAUGUCUAGGAAAGCGAGCAGGAGUCUCAUCAACACUCAUCACCAACUGGAAAAACAACGUCGGCAAGCUGCAGCCAAGGGCGACACGGUCACCGAAACUCGCCUUGCCUCGGAGAUUGCCAAGCUGGGUGGUCUUGACCACUAUCAGAAGGCUAGUUUGCAAGGUCAGAGUCUCGAUAGAGGAGGUGACACGUCAAGAGUGCUUCUGGAAUGGCUCCCCGUGGCAGAUCUCAAGAAGCGUGCUCGGCCGUUUCAUAUGCUGGAGGUUGGGGCAUUGAGCACUCGUAACGCAUGCUCAACAAGCGGUAUCUUUACUAUGAGGCAUAUCGAUCUCAACAGCCAGGAGUCAGGCAUCACAAAGCAAGAUUUUAUGGAGCGCCCCCUACCCAAAGACGAUUCUGAGGUGUUCGAUAUCAUCUCUCUGAGUCUAGUGCUCAACUUCGUGCCCGAGGCCGAGGGGCGUGGACAGAUGCUUCUUCGGACUCUCUCCUUUCUUCGACCUGCAGCUGAACCUGCAACUGGUUCUGACGAACCGUUUCCCUGCCUUUUUGUGGUUCUACCUCGCAGCUGUGUUGACAACUCACGAUACUUCACAGAAACUCGCUUCGAGGAGUUGAUGACGAUUCUCGGCUAUGUAUGUACCAAGACCAAGAUGACUCAGAAAUUGGCAUAUACUCUUUGGAAAAGGAUCGAGACCGUCUCCGAAAAGCGGCCGGACUUUACCAAGAAGGAAGUCAAUCCAGGACGGACACGGAACAAUUUUGUCAUGACGCUCAAAGCUUCAACGAGUCAUUCAAACUGA
Fusarium mangiferae is the source of this 876-nucleotide messenger RNA. RefSeq names its product related to UPF0657 nucleolar protein C630.10. Bases 1 to 876 code for a protein of 291 amino acids. Gene Ontology annotation, molecular function: rRNA (adenine) methyltransferase activity. The record is from RefSeq and is a predicted model, not a curated record. Gene Ontology annotation, cellular component: nucleolus. The transcript has a single exon. NCBI's taxonomy places the organism in Eukaryota, Fungi, Ascomycota, Sordariomycetes, Hypocreales, Nectriaceae.